AUGAAACCAACAAAAUAAAUAUUUAAUGAAAAUGACUUAGCAAAACAAGAAUAAGAUAAAGUUAUAUUAAAUGUUUCUGGUUGGUAACCUACCAAAAUUUCAUAAGCCUUCCCUCUAACUAGAACUGAUUAUUCUAUUAUUUUUACUGAGGAUCAUGAGGUAAUAUACAAGCAAUAGGGAAAAUAUCUAAAAAUUUAUAAAGAGGAAGAUUUUUAAUAUUCUGAAAUUAUCUACAAUUUAGAAAGGCUCAAUAAAUUAGAGUGGAAGGGAAAGCAUGAUUAAAAUCAAUAAGAAUUUUCGAAAUAAAAAGCAUUUUGGGAUGGGGAACUAACAAAAUUAGGAGGAGUUUGCACAAAAUAGAGAUUAAGGAUAGGAAUAUGGGUGGAACCAUGGGAAAACUAUUGGAGUGGAUGUUAAGUCACUUUUGAAGGGUACUAUGAUGAAAAUGGUCAUAGAGUGGAAAAAUGGAAAUAUAGGGAUGAAUCAAAUGAAGAAAUGUAAAAUAGAUAGUUUGUUUUUAGUGGUGGUGGUUAUUUCCAAGAUGAUGGUUAAAAAUCUGGUAUUUGGAAAGAGUUGCAGGUAGCUUAUAAUGGAAUGUAAUUUAAUUUAGAUUACAAUAGAAAUAAUCAAUCAAUAUAAAUUGGAUAGUAUAAUAAAGGACUUAAAUAUGGGGAAUGGAUGACAAUCUACAAUAAAAAGAUUAUUGGUGGAGGAAUUUACAAUGAGAAAGGUCAUAAAGUUGGCAUGUGGAUCGAAUAAGUUGAUCAUUUUUCGAAGUAGAUUAUUAUUCCUAAUGAUAUUAAAUCAGCAAUAAUCAAUCCACAUUUAUAGGAAAGUACAAUACUAUGGGAAUGA
This is a messenger RNA of Paramecium tetraurelia, 855 nucleotides long. RefSeq lists its product as uncharacterized. The transcript has 4 exons. NCBI's taxonomy places the organism in Eukaryota, Ciliophora, Oligohymenophorea, Peniculida, Parameciidae. The record is from RefSeq and is a predicted model, not a curated record.